AUGAAUAAAUGUAUGGAAGGUAGAUUAACUAAUUUGCAUAUUGCGAUUUUGAAAGAAAAAGUGUCCGGAAAGUUACUGAUUGUCGUUCUGGGUUUUCUGGCAACUGUUAUCAUCCCUUUUGUACAUCUGGGAGGAUAUUACAAUUUUUGGAUACAAAAACCGCUUGUUGACAAAUCAAAUUGUACUUGCAGUUGUUUCGACACUAUCUUCAAAGGAAGAUAUGAAUGGCCUCCUAGCAGAUACAAACACGUGUACUUCAAUACCAACCUGACGACAUUCAAAAUAUGGAUAAUCAUCUGCUUGGGUGUCAUAACCUGCUACGAAGUCACCAAAAAAAUCCUGAUGAUCAUCAAAUCAAAAUGCACCAGACUGCCCAUGUUGGUUCUCCUUUUAUCCAGUUUAUAUCCCCAUUACUUUAGCUGGUGGAAUUUUUUUCAAUAUUUAAACGAAGAAUUUUAUGAUCAGUGGUACCACCAGUUGUUCUUCACAGGCACAGAACUCCUAUCUACAAUCAUGGUCUUCCAUCUAUGUGACAGUAGAAACAAGAUAGAACCAUGGAAACUAUUGUUCAUCUUCAGCUUAAACAUCACUCACAUCAUCGUUUCUUCUCUUGACCAGUUCAUUACAAAUGUUUUCCUGGCCAGAGGGCAAGUUUCCCAGAUAUUUCGAGACAUUGCUCUCAUGUCAUCUGACCUGUUGCACGUAUUUGUGGCAUGUUUUCAGAUGUGUAUUCUGCCCGAUUGGCAUAACAUGUCCAUCAUUAAUUUGCUUCAUAGAAAGGAGAUGAUGCUAUCCCUGCUGGCUGUUUUACUUCUCAGUGUUCUAGCCAAGUCGUUGUGAUGAUGUUCAGUUGAGUGGGGAUAGGUUUUUUUGCGUGCCAUCAUGUUAGUUGUCCUAUUUCGAUAAAAAUUGUUUUAAUUUAAAAAACUAAGUAUUAAGCUUAAGUAUUUUCUGGUAUCAUUUUUUGGGAUGGUGUGGCGGCUAAAGCCGAUACAGAAAUCUUUCCAUCCUAUCAAGUUGA
Messenger RNA from Helobdella robusta, 1021 nucleotides. RefSeq lists its product as hypothetical. The coding region runs from base 1 to 840 and encodes 279 amino acids. The record is from RefSeq and is a predicted model, not a curated record. The transcript has 4 exons. Lineage: Eukaryota; Metazoa; Annelida; Clitellata; Rhynchobdellida; Glossiphoniidae.